AACGCUUCUCUUGCUGAGAAAGAGAGGGAGAGAGGCUGCUUGCUGCGAGAUUGGAGGCAACAACAUGGCUCAGCGGCUCACGGAGGAACAACUCACUGAGUACAAAGAGGCCUUCUCGCUCUUUGACAAAGAUGGCCACGGGGCCAUCACCACCAAGGAGCUGGGCACCGUCAUACGCUCCCUGGGCCACAACCCGACCGAAGCCGAGCUGCAGGGCAUGAUCAACAAGGUGGACGCCAACGGCAGCGGCACGGUGGACUUUGCCGAGUUCCUCUCGCUGAUGGCAAAGCAGUCGAGGGGUUCCGACAGCGAGGAGGAGAUCCGGGAAGCUUUCCGGGUCUUCGACAAGGACGGGAACGGAUACAUCAGCACGGCAGAGCUGCGUCACGUUAUGACCAACCUGGGGGAGAAGCUGACGGACGAAGAAGUGGACGAGAUGAUCAAGGAGGCCGACGUGGACGGAGACGGCAGAGUCAACUACGAAGAGUUCGUGCGGGUGAUGAUGGAGAACAGGGAUAAUGAGAGAGUGAUUUCCUGGAGACGAGAGACAGAGAGAGAGAGAGAGAAGAGGCUGUGCUGGGCAGAGGACGGACACGCCAUGGCUUACCGAUUCACAGAAGCAGAACUCGACGUGGUCAAAGAGGCCUUCGCACAUUUCGACACGGACGGCGAUGGGGUGAUCACUUCGUCGGAGAUGGGAGAGGUAAUGCGCUCCCUCGAGCACGUGCUGGUCAACCUGAGGGAGAGGUUCACGGACGAGAAGGUGGAGGAGAUGAUGAAACAGGUGGACGCCAACUCGGAUGGGAAAGUCACCUACGAGGAGUUUGAGAAGCUGAUGCGCUGGCAUGACGCCUCCUCCUCGCUGGCCCACCCCUCGUGCCGAAAGAAGCGGCUGAAAGGGAAAAGGGGGGUAGCAAAGCGGAGCUCUCCUCACAGCCCCAGCCUUACAAACGGCUUCACCUGGACGAAUCCGGGCAUGAGACGGAACGUGUCUUCUUCGCAUUGGCACCCGAUUGUGUGCCUGCCCUUCCCGUGCAAACAGCAGCUUCAGAGGAGUCCUUUUCAUCAGAAUGGCAGUGGCGUUGGCUCCAACAGAAGCUCAACCUGGGUGUUGCCUAACCUCUCCCCAAAUUGUGGAUCAUCCCUGGGCAGAGGGCCAGAGAAGACACCCACAGUUCUUGGCAACUCCCAAAAAAACGGAAGAGAAGAAGUUCUUCAUUGCGCCAGAGAACGCCAAGGCAGUCACAGGGCGACCGUGGAAGUUGUUGGGAGCAACGAGGAAGCCAUGGCUGAACAUCUCUCGGAAGAGCAGAUCGCUGAGUUCAAGGAGGCCUUCCUGAUCUUCGACAAAGAUGGAGAUGGUGCCAUCACCACCAAAGAGCUGGGCACCGUCAUGAGGUCUCUUGGGCAGAAUCCGACCGAAGCCGAGCUCAAGGAAAUGAUCGAUAAGCUGGACGCUGACGGGAAUGGCACUGUGGACUUCCCAGAGUUCCUGUCCUUGAUGGCAAGGAAGAUCCAGAACUCCGAUGGGGAGGAAGAAAUCCGGAACGCCUUCCGGGUCUUCGACAAGGAUGGGAACGGCUACGUCAGCGCCGCGGAGCUGCGCCACAUCAUGACCAACCUUGGCGAGAAGUUGACGGACGAAGAGGUGGAGGACAUGAUCAAGGAGGCUGACGUGGACGGAGAUGGGCAGGUCAACUACGAGGAAUUCCUGAAGAUCAUGUCCUGCAAGUGAAGACCGCACCUGAGGGACUUGGGUCUGUGUACCCGAGGACAGUCGGACUUCUGGCUAUUUCACUGGACAUGUCUUCUUCUCCUUUGCAUGGCCUGGGUGAGGUGGUUUGGCUUAGCGGCUGAUCAAAUAUGAUUAAACGGAUAACGAGCGGUGGGGAACAGCACUAAUUUGAUGGGAGAAUCCGGAGUUCCAAUGCACUUUUUCCUUUCGCUUUCUCUGUGGCCCAGAGGGAUUUGUGGCCCGGCAAAUGGGAUCACGUUGCAUUCUUGCUACAAAACGAAUUGAGAGGAGGCUGCCAGCCACAGUCCAGAACGGAGCCAACAGAUGGAAGGCAGAUUAUGAUCUACUGGGUGGACUGUAGAAGAUUGGCGAGGGGGCAACCCAGCCAGGUGGGACGGGUACAAAUAAUAAAUUGAAUAUUUCUGAUGCCUGGUAGUGUAACAUCAGCAAGUGAAAAUAAAUUUUGCCGUGGCUGGUCUUGUACUAAUCGCUCAACCUCA
This is a messenger RNA of Lacerta agilis (Sand lizard), 2235 nucleotides long. RefSeq lists its product as uncharacterized. Gene Ontology annotation, molecular function: enzyme regulator activity; calcium ion binding. The coding region runs from base 65 to 1735 and encodes 556 amino acids. The record is from RefSeq and is a predicted model, not a curated record. Lineage: Eukaryota; Metazoa; Chordata; Lepidosauria; Squamata; Lacertidae. The transcript is spliced from 5 exons.